Loxodonta africana (African savanna elephant) is the source of this 2425-nucleotide messenger RNA. Its product is annotated as olfactory receptor 11A1-like. The record is from RefSeq and is a predicted model, not a curated record. The coding region runs from base 1430 to 2425 and encodes 331 amino acids. Gene Ontology annotation, cellular component: membrane. Gene Ontology annotation, biological process: G protein-coupled receptor signaling pathway. NCBI's taxonomy places the organism in Eukaryota, Metazoa, Chordata, Mammalia, Proboscidea, Elephantidae. The transcript has a single exon. Gene Ontology annotation, molecular function: olfactory receptor activity; G protein-coupled receptor activity.
UUUUUGUUGUUUUCCAUAUGGGGAGGGUGGAAUGAGAAGACUGGAGUCUUUGUGGUACCUUCUAGAUUGGCACCCGGGAACAUAUGCCUUGUACUGGUAUCCCCCUUGCAGUUAGAGGGCAAUGGAAUUUCUUUUCCUUUGAUUUACUCUGAUUUACUCUGGUCAUCAUUCUGUAUUAUCUGAAAUAGUCUCUCCAGGAUGGUAGGAAGGAGAGAGAUGAAACAACUUUUAUUUUGAACAGUCAUGAAAGGAAUUAGAAUAGGCACAUGUUUGUUACACAACAGAAUAAUGAAAUUUAUGUUUGUUGUUAAUGUGCUAUCCUCUACUUUACUUCUUCCUGAUUUCAAGGCACUGAUGGGCUGUCAUAGAAAAUAAGGACUAUAUUUAUUAGCCAGAGGAUGAAUGAGUGGAAGUCACAGGAAGGCAAAUCUUGGGUCACUAUAGGAAUAAAUUGCUAACAGUCCAAUGGACCAAUUAUGGCAUUGAUUGCCUGGGGAUGUUAAAAAAAAAAAAGUAAACCAAACCCAGUGCCAUCGAGUCGAUUCUGACUCAUAGCGACCCUGUAGGACAGAGUAGAACUGCCCCACAGAAUAUCCAAGGAGCACCUGGCAGAUUCGAACUGCUGGCCCUUUGGUUCAUAGCUGUAGCACUUAACCACUAUGCCACCAGGUAGGGAGGUUUAUAUUCCUACCUUUCCUCUUGGGCAAGAAUGCAGUAGAAAGAACCCAAGCCUCAGAUUGUGUUUGGAGUAGAUAAAAUGAUCUAAGAGUUAAAUGAAAUCCACAAAAGGAGUGCCAAAUUCAUGUCACAAAGAAGUAGAGAUGGAAGUAGAGAGUAAAGGAAUAGCUUCUAGAGGCAGGAGUUGGAGUAUGGGAACAGAACCUAUGGGAUUUGUAGGGCAAUAAAAUACAAAACCCCUCACAGAUCAAUGAAAGCUGACUAUGAGAUAGUGAACUCAGACAGAAUUUUUGAACCACACAUAGAAGACUUUGUUGUGACUGGGGAAGUUAAGAGAAUUUGGUGUUAGACUCACUGAUUUUGAGCUGGUGAUACGAUAUUCCAGUAGAUAGGUCUAGAAGGCAGUUGGGGGAUAUUAAACUGCUGCAUGGUGCUCAAAAGAGAGGUUAUGGCUGGAUAUAAAGAUUAGGAUGUGCAUUUCAUUGUAUGAUAGAGAUGUUAGACUGAAAUAAUAGGGCAAAGGGGGUUGAAAGACUGAAAUUGUAAGUUUGAAUAAAUUCUCUGAGCUUUUUUGGAGAAUAUUCACAAUUAAGGAAUGCAAGGAGGAGCAGGAGUUUAGGAGGAAGUAAGGACUUAAAAGAGGGGAUAAAUGAGGACUGGUGCAAGUGACUCUUGUUUUGAAGACACAUUCUUAUCUUUUUCAUUUUAGCUCUGCUAAUUUUAGGUUUAGUGUAGAAGAUACAGAAAUGCCAUGAAAUUUUCCCCUAAUCACUGCCAAGCAGAAAUGUGGAUGAUUCACAUGAAAGCCAUCUCCAUAGAAAACCAGACUACUACUGGAUUUGUCCUCCUUGGCUUCCAUGACGUCCCUGAACUGCAUCUCCUUUUCUUUAUUGUGUUCACAGUUGUCUAUGCCUCUAUUAUCAUAGGGAAUAUGCUAAUCAUUGUGGCAGCAGUUAGCUCCCAGAGGCUUCACACACCCAUGUAUUUCUUUCUGGCCAAUCUGUCCUUCCUGGAGAUCCUCUACACCUCCACAGUGGUCCCAAAAAUGCUAGAGGGCUUUUUGAAGGAGGCAGCCAUUUCUGUGGCUGGUUGUUUGCUACAGUUUUUUAUCUUUGGCUCUCUAGCCACAGCUGAAUGCUUCCUGCUGGCUGUCAUGGCAUAUGAUCGCUACCUGGCAAUCUGCUACCCACUCCACUACCCACUCCUGAUGGGGCCCAGAUGGUGCUUGGGGCUGGUGGCCACAGCCUGGCUGUCUGCUUUCAUGGUAGGUACACUUAUUGUGGCUCUGAUGUCACAGCUGAGGUUCUGUGGCCCUAACCACAUUGACAACUUUUACUGCGACUUCAUGCCUUUGGUGGAGCUGGCUUGCUCAGAUCCCAGAGUGGCCCAGGUGACAACCUUCAUGCUCUCUGUGGUCUGUCUCACUGUUCCCUUCGGUCUGAUUCUGACAUCCUACGUCCGGAUACUGAUGGCUGUGUUAAGAGUUCCUGCUGCGGCCCGCAGGCGAAAGGCUUUCUCCACAUGCUCCUCUCACCUAGCUGUAGUGUCCACAUUCUAUGGAACCCUUAUGACCUUGUACAUUGCACCUUCUGCUGUCCACUCCCAGCUUCUUUCCAAAGUCUUUGCUCUGCUUUACACUGUGGUCACCCCCAUCUUUAAUCCUGUGAUCUACACCCUGAGAAACAAGGAGGUUCAUCAGGUACUGUGCAGACUUCUCCAUAUUAAGCAAACUGAAACACUUGAUUGA